Messenger RNA from Saccostrea cuccullata (small rock oyster), 2162 nucleotides. RefSeq lists its product as uncharacterized. The record is from RefSeq and is a predicted model, not a curated record. NCBI's taxonomy places the organism in Eukaryota, Metazoa, Mollusca, Bivalvia, Ostreida, Ostreidae. The transcript has 4 exons. Bases 15 to 701 code for a protein of 228 amino acids.
UUUGUUGGAGAAGGAUGGCCCGAAACAAGGCGCUUAUAGCCGACUUAUUCUCGUCUGCAUUAGGUUUAGUUUUCUGUUGUAUUGCCACUGUAACACCUGGCUUCUUCAUUAAUCAGGAAAGAAGGGAGAGCAUCUUUUAUUGUCAUUAUAAGGAAUAUGGAUCGGAUUCAUGGUCAACAAAUACUUAUGUAGCCUAUGAUAAGGAGCACGAUACGAAUGGAUACAGUCAGCUCUCAAUGUUAGGUUUGCAGUUGGAAAGCCUUAUAACUGUUGUCCUUGGUGGAUUCGGUUGGUUGAUCCUUUUGUCGAAUAUCAUGAAAAAAGCGCCAAUUCCAUCGAUGUUUUUGACUGGGGGAAUAUUUCUACUAGUGGCAGCAGUGUCAGAGUUUGCAGUCCUGGUUAUAUGUAUAUCUGUUAAUCUUAGAGAAAUUGCUUAUGUAUCAAACCCCAGAAAUAGUCACUAUAACUUAGAAGAUUUGAGCGUCGAGGUUCCGUACUCCCUUAUUCUUGCUGGCUUUGGUAUCAUUUUAAUUCUAAUUGCUGUGGUGAGGAUUUUUAUUCGCAAUAAGAGAUACCAAUUAAGCACCGAAAUUCAUCAUGAAAUGUCAUUUGAACCGAGGAGUAACAUCAGGGAAUUCAUCAUCGUUUCUCAGCACCUGAGGGGUGAAGACGAGAGAUGCAUCACAGAAGACAGGGUUUAAGGAUAAAUAACAAAAAAAAAUAUUUUUCAGAAAUUAGCAACAUUUUGCAUAGAUUAAUAUUCAAAUAGGUACAUGUAACCUAGGUUAACUAAGUCAUAUUUUCUAGGAAAGAGAGAGAAUUUGGUAAUAUUUUGUCACAAUGACAAAAUAUGCGCAAAAUUUGGUAUAGAAUUACACAGAAAACGAUACAAGGUCGCAUAUCAAUGCACUAAAGAAAACUUAUGAUUUCUUUAGACAUGUAGUUUUGGUAUUUAUUAUUAUUUAAUUUUUAUUCAGAAUCAGUCAAAAAUUUAGACCGAUCCAUGCAUCAAUUUUUUACUUGUGUUAUUAUCCUUAAAGCUAAGCGUCAAACAUCACUUUAAUAUAUAAAGUUCUACCUUUAAAAAAGAAUUUCCCACGGUGGGAUUCGAACCCGCGACGUUAGGAUCAACUCUAUACUUUGCGGCUCUAGAGCAGACGCUUAACCACUGCACCACAAGGAAUAAAAAAGAAAAUAUUCAGUGGACGUAAAUAUAUUUAUAUCACUAUACAUGUACAUGUAUCAUCGAUCAAUUUAUCACAGUACCAUGUUUCACUUAUAAUUAUGUUUGGCAAUCACAUCUCGAGGCAUUGACUUUUUGAUGUGCCAUAUUUUUGCUAUAUACUUCAUGUUUUUAUUUUUUUUGCAUAUUUUGUUUUAAAUUGAGGGGAUCAGCAUAUUGAUCUGUAUUGUGUCAAUACUUUUUGGUCUGAUCCCCUAUCAUGGUAUGUGUAUUAUUUUCUUCUUAUUUUAGCAUUUUUAUUACUAUAUUUCAUCUCCACAUUGGAGUUGAUUUCAUUGUUUAUUUAUCAGCAAAACGCUGCAUUUCAUUUCCGGAAAUAUGCAUAGCAUAUAUUUCCGACAUUUUUUUUUUAUUUCCGUAUUUUACCUGUGCGGCAUUUCAAUGUUUUCUAAGUAACAAAAAAUAGAAUUUGAAAACUAUUUAUACCAAAAUAUUAAUAUAACAGAUAAUAAAAAACAUCAUAUAUGCAUAUAUGAAGUACUAAGUCUGGGUAAAAAAGCAUAAAACUUUUUCUCCACAUUUAAAGUGCACUAAAUUAAAUGUCAGUGACAGCACCAUACUUAUUUCCAAGUCACUGAUAGAUUUACAAAAUUGGAUUUCAAUGAUUUAAAUAUCAUUUAUUCCUUUAAAUUUUUCAUAAGUAUUUUCUCAAAUCUGUUAUUAUAGGUACUACAUAUAUAUUUGAAAAAUGUCGGAAAUGAAAACAAACAAAUUUCGGAAAUGAAAACAAAAAGAAAGUCGGAAAUGAAAAGUUGAUAAUUACCAAAAAUUCCGAAAAUGAAAUGCAGCCCAGCAAACAUAGAGUUGUCGUGAAAUUGUGUUGCUUAAGAAAACUUAAAGAUCAGUAAAGUGAUGCAAGAUUUAGUGGGUUUUUAAAAUAUUUUUACAGCAUAUUUUUUUCAAAUGAUUGUUUAUUUGA